Molecule: messenger RNA, 3244 nt
Organism: Marasmius oreades (fairy-ring Marasmius)
Lineage: Eukaryota; Fungi; Basidiomycota; Agaricomycetes; Agaricales; Marasmiaceae
Exons: 9
Coding region: 145-3093 (982 amino acids)
Biological process (GO): regulation of DNA-templated transcription
Molecular function (GO): zinc ion binding; DNA-binding transcription factor activity, RNA polymerase II-specific
Source: RefSeq, a predicted model, not a curated record
CGACAGCUUCUUCGGCAACGCUAGUACCCACCGCUCCUCCACGCGACCUUAAACAACAAUAUCUUUUCAUGUCGCGGUUGCCGCGGUUACGUCCUCAUAUUUCGAUACUGAAAAGCGAUACCAUUGGCUAUCUACGCCUCUUAUAUGUUUACUCAGGGUAUUUACGCGAAAGGAAUAGUCCCACUGUCACUUCUCAACCCUGUACAAGAGGCUAUGUAUCUGGUUUCAGGUUCUGCCCACUUAGUUCUCUCUCGUGAACGAGCAUCAAGUUCUAUUCGCGAAUGCGGCCUUACGACGAAGAGCCACCGAUUCAGAGGUUGCAGGACGGUGUCGGUCCAUCCGGGGUUGCAGGCAGUUCAAGUUCCGGAGCAGGUCCCUCGACUCGGACACGGGAGGACAAGCGGUCGCAGGAUGUUGAGUACAGAGGAGAAAGAUCACCCAAUCAUCAAGAUCACAGACAUAAUAGAAGUUCCGGGAGACAUCGCUCAUCGCCGUAUACUCCCCCUUCCCAACACAACAACCCUAGGGGUCCCUCAAGGCGAGCAUUGCCGUGUUCAAAUUGCAGGUAGGUGUUUCCGUGUGUCUGCUUAUUCAGUUCUCAAGUGUUACAGGUAUCGAAAGAUAAAAUGCGACGGUGUUCGACCGGUAUGCGGUCCGUGUUUUCAAUAUUUCAAACCUUGCGAGUAUACCGAGGCUGGCCGCGAAAGAGCAAGGUGGAGGGCUCUUGGGAAUACCGUUUCCAGAGGUGCGGCUCAAUUGCGGCGGUACGAAAAUUCAAAUGCAGUCGUUAAUGACCACAACACUACAAAUUACGGGGAAUGUAGCCAAACUUAUAAUGGCUCACGUGUGUAUAAUAACCGCAGAUUUGAUAGGAGGUCGAAUAGUAGUGCGGUCGUUCAUGUGCAUGUGCAUGGAAGUAGCGAAUCUACAUCCUCUUCAUCGAGAAGCCCGACCUCAAGUUCGAGCACGCCCGCAACCCCUUCGUCACAAGGAACUGCUCUCAGCUCGACCCCUUUCGAUUCGGCCGUAAAAGCAGGAGGUGGGUUGACCCGAAGUCAAAGUUACACGUCUCUCUUACUGGAGUAUGGCCUUGGACAUCCACUUUGGAAACCCAUGCCAAGAUGCACCCCAGAGGGAGAGUAUAUUGUCAAUAUUGGGGACGUAGGAAUAAUCUCAGACGGACUUCCUUUCAAUGUACUUUUCAAUAUCACUCAACCUAUAGACAGCGUCGCCAACAAGGAUGGUAUACCAGAGGGCGUUCACCCGCCUUGUACUUUGCAUCCGCGGUGGUUAACUGUAAUCGACAAGUAUCAUCAAGAUGGCACGACAUUCGUUCGACCCAAGGAGUCUAUUUCAUUCCAGAGCGUACAAGAACUGGACGCGUACAGCGUACACACAUUCACCCUAACCAAUACACACGGUGCCCUCCUUAUGCUUCCUAAGGGUGGAACCUUGAAAAAUCUCGAACGAACGACAGAAUUCCUCGGGCGCAUACAAAAUCAUUGGCGCCAGUGGUAUGAGUUCGCGGAGAGACAAGGCGAUCUCGGGGGCAAUCAAACCUUGUACGUUGUCACAGGCGUUGAAUCAUGCCAGACGUGGGCCAUUGCAGCUUGGGAUCGCGCCCCAGGAGAUACCUCUGAGUCCCCGACUCUGAGGCUGGCAGUAAAUCAGUCUCUUGAGACUUGCUCAUGGGGCUACUCUACUGCACGCUGCGAGACGCAGUCCACGCCAAUCAGUGGCUCAUCAGAAAGUGGAGCUGUCCUCAAACAGACCGUCUUCGUUCGUGGCUUCUGGAUAAACAGGCUCGGAGGGCCGAUGAGGGGUAUUUUCCCGCCAUCUACGCAAUUAGGAGGUCCGGGCGGUGGACUGGAUGAUGAUAAUUCAAGUGGGGGCGAUGGAGGCUUCCAUGGGCAUCGUCUGUCUGGCCCUUCCUCCGUAUCCAGUACCAUCUUUCCUAGUUUCGGUUCAGGUCCAGCUUCUGGUGGGGGACCCUCCGAAGAUGCAGCUACCCAAACGAAUUCCGCAUCCGCAGGCCUUGUUCAUGGCCCCCUGGUUCAGAACCUCUUGGUUGACUGUCUAGCUCUUUCGGAAGAUACGGUUUACCCUCCUUGCGAAGUUAUCAACCGCUUCGCAGUUGAAGUUGUCUCUAGAAUCAAUGCGAAAGUACUGAAUACUGAAUACAUCGUUGUCUCGCAUGACAAUGACUGGAUUAGUGUCCUACAAGAGUCUGACGAUAGUUUCCCCAGCAAGGUCGAAGUUAUCAGACGGAUAUGUAAAACGUUCAAGUUUGUUGUGGAUAACGGCACAAUAUAUACAGAAGAGCUGAUGAAUGACGACCUUGAACUCGUUCAACAAAGCUCGGUAACUGAACAUAUUGUAAUACCCGUAUUGGUCGAAUUUCGAGAAGCAGACCUCACCACGGUCCAGCAAGAAGUAGAGCGAUCAGUGGCAAUGAUCUCGAGUCCCGUUCGCGCCCCGACUGACGUUCAUCAUGACGAGAAGGAAUUUCAUAAUCACCACGACGAGCAUCCACCACCUGCUCAACAGCCAUCCCCUGUCUAUACUCGCCCUUGCUCAUUCUGUCGAACACGGAAAAUACGAUGUAAUCUGGAGGUCGAGCUUGGUACCAGUUUAUGCGGACAAUGUUUCAGAAGAGGUGCCAAGAGGUGUGAUCUUUUGAGGGUCAACGCGGAGGGGAAAGACUCCGAUCCAGCUUCUACCAACAUGUUUUCCGAUUCCGACGAUGCGUUGAUUAGUGGACCAGAAAACUUACCUCCUCGAAACAGCAAAAGGGCCUUGCCGAUUCCGCGACGAUCUAGGAAACAAGGGAGACCUUCACCCAAGCCCAGGCUCAAAGGGGGGACAAUAGCGAAGGUUUCGAAAAGUGGAGUAGAGGGCUCGCCUCCUCCAGAGGAGCUCAUUGAUUUAGCUACUGCGCCCGUGGUCCAACCGUCUUCCUCCCAGAGUCAGCGACAUGUGUACCGUCGCGCUCGCACUCACUCGAUUACAUCCCCAUCACCGUCGUUCACGGCUCUACCUCAUCGUGUUGGUUCUUCACGCUCACCGAGUCCUUGUAUGAGUAGUUACUACUAAUCCCUUGGUUGAAUACAUGUAGAAUAUGGAUGCUUUCCGAACGGUAUUUGAACGCUCCUGAAUAUGUAUCUAGGUCAAAAUUGUACGGUUCAAACUGUCUGCUGUUCUUUAGCUCGUUCUGAUUCAAUGUCCUGUCUUUUUUGUUUCUGCA